Molecule: messenger RNA, 2187 nt
Organism: Trypanosoma theileri
Lineage: Eukaryota; Euglenozoa; Kinetoplastea; Trypanosomatida; Trypanosomatidae
Product: surface protease GP63
Exons: 1
Coding region: 1-2187 (728 amino acids)
Biological process (GO): cell adhesion; proteolysis
Cellular component (GO): membrane; cytoplasm
Molecular function (GO): metalloendopeptidase activity
Source: RefSeq, a predicted model, not a curated record
AUGGAGAAACACUCCAUGCGUCACCUACUGUGGACUGCACUGUUCCUGUUGUACUGCAGCUGCGGGUGUUUGGCUGCUGUUGUACAGCAGUUACCACAGAAAGGAGAAAAUGCUCUACAGGCGUACACCGUCUCUACUCCUUCUGCUCCUAAUGGUGAGGAAUGGAAGCCCAUCCGCAUUGCUGUGUAUACAAAAUAUGUGGAGGAUGUGAUGAACUAUUGCAUCGCAGAAAAGAAAGAAAUACCAUCUGAGUACAAUGUACAUCAAGGACUUAAAAACGAUCUUGAAAGCCAGUUUAAACAACUCUGUGAGGGUGAGAAUAAAAUGACAACAAAGAGGAUGCAUACUCUUUUUAAGGAGGUCCUGCCCCAAGCCAUUAAAUUGCACAGGGAUCGCCUUAAAGUGAAGCCAAUGAAGGAUAAACUGAAGCUAUGGAAAGAGGAUUAUUAUAACACCGAAAACAUAUUUGGAAAGUUUUGCCAGCAGUUCUUUGUUCCCGAAGAGCAUGUGAAGGAUGGUGUUUCCGAUGCGGAUUUUUUGCUUUACGUGCGUCUCUCGCCAUAUGGGCAAGACUCUCAUAUUUGCACUUAUGAAGAUUAUACUAAAGUCCGACCGACAUCUGCCCGUAUCAGUUUUGUCCCGAAGGAAAUCAACGCAACGAGACAUUAUAUUCGUUUGGCUGCACGCAAUAUUGCAUUUGGACUUGGGUUUGGGGAGUUCGUGGAUGCCACCGCUAUUGCAGGGAACCAUAGAGUUUUCUUGAACGGCGGAUGGAAGCAGGUCACGGUGGUGACCGGUGGCGCUCUGAAGGAGAAGAUGAAUCAGCAGUUCAACUGCUCCGAAACUGGGGGAAUACCUUUGGAUUUUAAAGACACAAAUUAUAUCUCUCAGUGGGAGAGGCGUAUCGCAAAGGAUGAAUUGAUGAGUCCGUACACUGGUGAACCCACUGGAAUGUUCUACACGGCACUGACACUUGCAGUGUUUGAUACAAGGACCUACUACCAAGUCGAUUUCAGCAUGGCAGAACCGAUGAGUUGGGGGAAUCAAUCAGGAUGUGAACUCUUUAAAAGUAAGUGCCAAGAUAUCAUCGAAAAAGACUUGGGGAACCUCUCCAAGACCUUCUGCAAGGAAAGUAAAGAUGAGCCCACAUUACAGUGCACUUCUGAUCGCUUUGGUCUUGGUGUCUGCUCCAAGGACGACAACAAGAAAGAUGGUAUGCCUGCUGAGUACAACUACUUCAAAAAGAAUAAUAUCAGAAACAGUGAUAUGAUGGAGGGCUGUCCCAUUAUCAAACCCUUUCAAGAGACCAUGUGCGAGACUGGUAAUGAGACACUGAUGCCUGGAAGUAUUGUGAGCAAUAUGUCACGGUGUCUGGAUGUGGAGGAUCCAAAGUUCGUCGAUGGAAAUAAUGGAAUUGGUCUGAAGGUUCAAGGCAUUUGUGCAAAAGUGAAGUGUGAGAAUGACAAGGUACUUGUGCAUUACAAGGGGCAGAAUGAUAAUGGGAAAGAAAAAUGGCAUACGUGCGAAAAUGAUGGCCAGCAAAUAACAUUGGAGGGUUCAGUGUUCAGUGGAGGAACUAUUAUUCGUUGCCCCAAAUACGCUGAAGUGUGCACGAAAGAGACGAAUACUGAUCUUCUUCCCGAAAUUAAAUACAAUGUGGUUCAGGUGCCUGAGGAUGAAGAUCUUAAACAGGAGAAGAGAGAGGAGGAAGCCGAAGUACAGAGCAACUCCAGCACUAAUCCGGAAGUAAGCGGUGGCGUGGCAAAUGCUGGGAAUGAAACGCCCACUACUGGAAAAGAGGAAAGUUCUUCAACAGUCCCUGAUGUGAACGGCAGUUCCCAGCAGCCCGGUACUGCAACACAAAGUGUCAUACAACACACAGAGAAAAAUUCUACCAACGCUGAAAGUGACGGGAAGGAAGUACAGCAUGCAUCGAGAAGUCGUCGUCAUAUUGCUGAUGCUACUGCUUCUCAAUCCACAUCUAAUCCCAACGGCACUGAAGACCCAAUACAGUCCCCAAACACUGUUUUGAAUGGGACAACAAUCACUGAGAGGCAAAUAAAAGAAGAAACACUAAAACAUACAAAUGUAACGGUUAUGUUCGGUACUGACAGCAGCACCGUCGUCACCUACAUGGCCCCUCUUGCACUUCUUGUGUGUGUUGUUGGUUUUGUGAUGGUUCCAUGA